GAUCCUGUUGUUUCCUAUCAUUGAUAGUCUAGGAAACCCCUUAAGAAUUUUUACAUUAAAUUCCCAAAACAAUCUCUAUGAUCUCUCUCUCUAUAAGUACAUAUUUGGUUUUCAUGGUUUACUUAAAUUUUAGUUUUGAUCUUUAUAUUUUAAAAGUUUAACUUAUGGUCUUUAUGAUUUUGCAAAUUUACAUUUUGAUAAUUUGAUCUUUAUAAUUUUAUUCUUAGUUUUGAUCCUUAUAGUUUUAUUUUGUUGUACUUUUUUUAGGUUUUGGUCCCUCUAGUAUACCCAACGUUCACAUACACAACACAACACACACCUAACUUGUUUAUGAGAGCUAUAAGUCACCACCUUCUAGUUUCACUACUCGAUUGGAGAAUCUCUACCUCACGAUCUCUUUUUUCUCUUAGAACCAUCAUGUCACAAUCUGAUCAUUCCUCUGCUUUUACCACACCCAGAUUAGUUCUCAAGAAGGUUUUGGCCAAAUCUCAACAUGAAGGGGAUGGAGCUGUUGUUAGAAGAGGGAUUGGAAGGAGCGAGUUGAAGAACUUGGAUCCCUUCCUAAUGUUGGAUCACUUCUCAGUAUCUCCCCCAGCAGGAUUUCCGGAUCAUCCACACCGAGGUUUUGAAAUCGUCACCUACAUGCUAGAGCUAGCUGGCAUUCUUUUGGAUACUGCGAAUCUAAGGGACCCUCGUUGCUCCUCUAAAGAUAAGUACAUGGCUUCAUUAUUGAUCAAUGGUGCUCCUAUAAUCACAAGUGCAGAUUCAAGGUCAGUGCAAAUUGGCAUGAGUUGUAUCGGAAUUUCAAUCGGACAGCUUCUUUCUCACGCAGGAAAUCUAGCUCAAGAAAUAACACGCUUCCAGUUAUCUGAGAAACUUCGAGCACUUAUUGUCGUUUCGGGGUAUUAUAACGAUGAAAAGAACUUCAAGAGAGAAGUUUUAAUAUCUAUGGAAUCUGCAAAGCAAUUGGAGAGUUUGCUCUUCUUCUUCGAUUUCAAUGCUUCCCGGCUGCCACUCAAGAGCUUACACUUUCCAGGAGAAGUUGAAGAACAAAUUGAGUAUCUGGAAAAGUUGGUGCCAAACUGGAUCUACAAGAAAUUGGUUGUUACAGGACAUACUGUGUACUGAUGAGUCCCUUUUAGGAAUGUUGAUCAUAUCUAAAUUAAAUAUUGUAGGCCAUUAAGUUAGAAUUAAUUUUAUUUUGUUGUGUGUGUUGGGGGGUGAGGGUUAACAUGAAAGUAGGCAGGUGCUGCUUAUUAAAAUUAAAGAAAUGUUGAGCCACUUAUGCUUUCAUGAAUACAUCAUACGAUGUAGUUUUUUGUGUUGAGCCACUUAUGUUGAGCCACUUAUUUUCUCGGUCUAAGGAAGUAACACCUCAUAAAGGUUUCUUACAUACCUCACGUGUUUCUUUUCAUGGGUGAGAUAAUAAGUAGCAAUUGACAUAUGAAGCCUACAAUUUUUUUGUAGAUCAAUGUGUGGGGUAUGUAAAAUUUUGUAUUACUAUGAUACUUGCACAUGUGCUUUUAUAUUAGUUCAGUGGCUCAAUGGUACAUAUGAGGGUUUGGUCCUUUCUCAUAUGCAUUCCCCCCCCCCCAAUAUCUUUUAUAUUAGUCAAUACUAUUUUUUAAUUUGCUUUUAUGCUGACUU
This is a messenger RNA of Glycine soja, 1647 nucleotides long. RefSeq lists its product as uncharacterized. The record is from RefSeq and is a predicted model, not a curated record. Lineage: Eukaryota; Viridiplantae; Streptophyta; Magnoliopsida; Fabales; Fabaceae. The transcript has 9 exons. The coding region runs from base 331 to 1128 and encodes 265 amino acids.